AUGAAUUCUUUAUCUGAGAAUCACUUUUCAUUUUUUCUUUCUUUCUUACAGUUUGUGAAGCACUUGACUGUUAGUGCCCUCUGCAGUAGUGACCAGUAUGUUUGGGGCUUAGGCAACAACCAAGUGGCUUACAUAUUUAGCCCUGAGACUCUUCUUUGCAUCCAACAAAUCCUUUUAGCCCCUGGAGCUGUGACCUCUCCAUUAAAUAUCCAUUAUUUGAACCGCACCAAACAGAUUCUAGCUACCUUCACUGAUGGAACUGUCAUAGUUUGCCAAUCAGAACAGAGUGUUCCAGAUGUCACUGGAACGGAAAAGGAUCAGUACAAGGUGUUCACGCUUCCUGUGCCCAUGAACAAUACCUUCUGCUCUAUUGUGGUUGAAACCAGGAACAGUUGCCAGCUUUGGCGAGGUUACAAUGACAGCGAAAUUGGAAUCUGUGAUAUUACUAGCGUUCUUCAUGGUUUAAAAUUGAUCGAGAGGAAAGAAAUAGAAGAAAACUUGCUGGACUGCACCAAUAACUACAGUAGAGCUGGAUGCUACUUGCUUACAUCAUGGUCAUCUGUUCUGGCUAAUACACAUUAUGUCUUCUCUUAUGUCUAUCCAGGAACCACCAUUAUGAGGUGGAAUGUCUUUACCCAGCUAGAAGAAUCUAGUCUUGAUUGUCAUGCAGCAAUUGAUGCUCUGAGUCCAAGCAAAGAAAGUUCUUGUCAAGUGACGACAAUGAAUGUUAUCAACUCCCAUCUUUAUAUUGGCACCACACUAGGUGUCGUCAUUAUUGCUGAGGCUCUGACAAUGGUUCCAUUGGCAAUGUUGAACUGCCACAAGUCUAGUGAGUUCUAUAUAAAAUCAAUCCUGCCUCUGCAGUGUGAGGCAUGGCCCACUGAUGUAUGCACCCCAGCGUCAACAGCAGGAGUUCCCCGCAGUGCUCAGUCAUCAAGAGACCAACGAGGCAUUGUCACAAUUGGCAGGGGAUAUGUGGACCCUUUCAGAGAUCUUGUUGAGCGCCUGAAAAGAUCCUACAUUCCUCAUUCAGGAACCCCUGUCAAAGUACCAUUGAAUCUGGACAGUCCUAGCAAACCUGAAGAUUUGUACAAAAGACAUGCUUUCUUACUAACAUGGAUUGCAGAAGACUGGCUGAACUACUGA
Molecule: messenger RNA, 1146 nt
Organism: Acanthosepion pharaonis
Lineage: Eukaryota; Metazoa; Mollusca; Cephalopoda; Sepiida; Sepiidae
Source: the annotation of a GenBank genome assembly